UCGGCCCCCUCCAGAAGCCACCGACACCUUCUGCACCUGCACUGCUGUUGGGUUAGAGCCUAAUGUUGUGUUACACAAUGGAACUCUUCCUCACUGCCCUAUUUCUCUGUAACUGGAUCACAGGUACAAACCAGCUGGGGCUCUCAAAAAUCUCCGGUUCUCUGACGAAGGGAAAGCCAGAGACACUAAAGCUGGACUGCAAGCCCGGACCGAGUGAGUCCCUGGACAAUGCCGUGUUCUGGUUCCGCCAACAGAAAGACACAAAAACUCCUGAGUCUAUUUUGUAUCUCAGCUCAGCGUCCAAACAGAAACUCAGCGAUGAAAACACCUUUAAGCACUUUAAAGCGAGGAAAGGGUCGUUUGCAUUCACCCUGGAAAUAAACCCAUUCCAGGAGAAGGAUGAAGGAACCUAUUACUGUAUGAUUAACGUGAACUCCAUCCUUUCCAUCAGUGCUGGGUUACAGCUCUUCUACCCUGCUGAUACAACUCCAAAGCCAACGACCACAAAGCCACCUACGACCACCACCAAAAUGCUCAACCCGGAAAAGAAAGAUCCGUGUGGCUGUAAUGAGUCCAAACCAGAACCUGCGUCCAAUGAUUUGGGGAUCCAAUGUAAUAUGAACAUCUUGGCCUCUCUGGGGGGACUGUGUUCUCUUCUGCUAAUCGCCCUACUGACGACCUCCAUCUUGCUCUGCAAAAGAGGAAGGCCAAGACGCUGCAGGUGCAAGCAUGUGCCGUUGGCUGAGAAGAACUGCAAGCCAAAGCCAGUUGCACGAUACCAGUAAUUCUCUCCAAGGAACCAACUUACUGCUGAGUGUGAUCUUUGGGCCAAUCAUAAAGCAGCCUCUGUGUGUCCCGGCUUUGCUAUUGGGCUCAGCCAAUGCUCAAUGAGAUACAUGAGCCAAUGUAAGGGCAGCGUCACUUUUAUGCUUUCUCUCCUCUUCCUCAAAUCACAGCUCAAAGUGCUGGAAUAAAAAUAAGAGACACUUGUUCCAACAAAUAGCAAGGUAUUUCUGUGAAGGUUACAUGCAACUGUAUAUGGACUAUCAGAGCACUGUAUUGCAUAUCCUAUACAUAUUAUAUACUGUACAUAGCUAAGGAAAUGUGUUGAGAUGCUCCCCUGUUGUUAUUGCUUCAAUUGCUUUCCUCCUGUUUCAAAGGGGACAUAAAGGGUCAGGAACAAGUAUCUGCCAAUGCAUGAUGCACCUCGCAAAAUACAAGAGAUGUGCCUUUAAAAGUUGCCUUUUGAACUGUUUUAAUGAAAAUUGCCCCGCCCCCCACAAAAGCAGGCAGCUUUCUAAGGCUUCUUAAAGAAUAAGAAAACCUUAAAAAUAAGUUACUGUCAAAUGGAUGAGGGGCUAUUCUAAGCACUUAUGCAAUGUACAUU
This is a messenger RNA of Xenopus laevis (African clawed frog), 1387 nucleotides long. It is a transcript of the gene cd8a.S, whose product is annotated as CD8a molecule S homeolog. The transcript has 6 exons. Bases 63 to 785 code for a protein of 240 amino acids. The record is from RefSeq and is a predicted model, not a curated record. NCBI's taxonomy places the organism in Eukaryota, Metazoa, Chordata, Amphibia, Anura, Pipidae.